AUGACUGAGAAUACUUUCGACAGAGAAGCACUCAAGAAUGAACUUCGUGAAGAAAUACUUAAUGAACUCAAACCAAAAGAACAAACACAAGAAGAGAAACCAGCUAAACCAAAGCGUAAACUCACAGAGAAACAAUUAGCUGCAUUAGCAGCUGGACGCGCAAAGAAUCCACGAAUGAUUGCAAAGAAAUUGAGAGAAGAGGAAGAAGCUAAGAAAAAUAAUAAGUAA
Molecule: messenger RNA, 228 nt
Organism: Trichomonas vaginalis G3
Lineage: Eukaryota; Parabasalia; Trichomonadida; Trichomonadidae
Exons: 1
Coding region: 1-228 (75 amino acids)
Source: RefSeq, a predicted model, not a curated record